This is a messenger RNA of Morone saxatilis (striped sea-bass), 1424 nucleotides long. It is a transcript of the gene trir, whose product is annotated as telomerase RNA component interacting RNase. NCBI's taxonomy places the organism in Eukaryota, Metazoa, Chordata, Actinopteri, Moronidae. Gene Ontology annotation, molecular function: 3'-5' exonuclease activity; 5'-3' exonuclease activity. The record is from RefSeq and is a predicted model, not a curated record. The transcript is spliced from 3 exons. The coding region runs from base 566 to 1039 and encodes 157 amino acids.
ACACGUGACGUCACCAGAGGACCUGAAACAUGACCGACUGAUGGACGAAAGUUAGCGAGCAGCGUUGGUGUUCAAAGAUCCGCGACCCUCUCGGUCUGUGCUGCAGGUACUCGACCUCUGUUGUGCACCGCAGCCGUGUUAUUGUACGUGGACGCGUCCCGCACACGAACCGGAGGUUUUAAGAGGAGUUCGUCCGGUAAAAGGCCUCAUUGAACCGGGUGUUAGCCCGCAGUAUUAGCCUCGCUAGCAGCACGAACCAGCGCCUGCUUUUGUUUUUGUCCGGGAGGGCUGACAUUGGUGGGCAUUUUAGCCUUUUUCAGCUCGCGGUUUUUCUUAAAAUUUGCAUUUUUUUCCUACAUUGGACUGUGUGGCCCUUUAGUGAGACUCUGGAGGGUUUUUUUUAUAUAAUAUAGGUGGGGUCCCGUCCGUCGUGCAGCGUGUUGGCGGUGCUGUUCAUCAAAGGCCAACUUAACGCGAUAAAGCCAUACUUCUCAGUAACCGGACACACACCGCUGGACUUCUUUUUGUUGCCUGUUUGUGAACAUUUACACCCCCCGAGGAAAUCAUGGAUUCAAAGCGGUCACACAGCAAACCUCAAACGAGCGGCAGCAGCGGCGACUCCAGCUGCGGCAGCCCGGCGUCCCCCUCCAGCAGCCCGGCACCGACAGCGAGCAAAGCCCCGCUGCCCGGGGGAAACGUGUUCGCCAACGACGGCAGCUUCAUGGAGAUGUUCAAGAAGAAGAUGGAGGAGGAGGAGAAGAAGAGGAAAAAGCAGACGCAGCACACAGGUGGAGAGGAGAGAGCUACCGAGCAAGGACAGACACCAGUGGAAAAGAAGCCCCCUCCCGUGACGAGCUUUGUGGGGAAGCGCAGAGGCGGUGUGUUCCUAAAGACCGGCAUGGUUGCGAAGAAGCAGAAAAACGACACAGAAGUUGAGCCAGGCAAGAGCGAUGCUUGGUCAAAGUACAUGGCCGAGGUCAAAAAGUACAAAGCCCACCAGUGUGGUGACGACGAUAAGACCAGGCCUCUGGUCAAGUAGGUUCCCGAAAGGCGGACAUGAAGCGACAGUGCUUUUGAGGGCAAAAUCAUCUGAGAGAAGUUCCGGGAGGGCCGGCCAAUCCUGACCUUCUCAUACUGCCAGUUCGAGUUACCUUUCACGUAGUCUUUCACAAACUGCUUAGAUUCACAGACCUUUUCCCCUCUCUCUCUUUUUUUUUGUAUUGUUUUUUUGCCUUGCUUGUCGUUUGUUGGACUCUGGUAAUUUGAUCUGGUGUCAAAAGAUGUUUCAGAAACUUGGCGUGCAUUGUUGAUCAUUGUUAAAUAUUUUCACAUUUCUCAUGUUUGGGUUAAGUUAGGGUUAAUUAAUAUUUGAAUUUGAUUUAAUAGCCAAAUCAAGGUGUCAAUUAAAUCUACACUGCCCAUUA